GUUAUAUAGUUCGCAUACAACAUAAAUUUCACUUUCGACGUAAACUUUUUAAGGAAUUCAGGCAAGGAUUCUAUUGCGAUUUCUGGUAUUUCUGGCCGCUAUCCUAGUUGCGGCAAUAUGGAAGAACUACAAAAAGCUCUGUUCGCUGGACAAGACUUAGUGACAGAUAAUCACAAUCGCUGGUCCUUUGAAUCUUUAGGAACAUCGCCUCGUUUGGGCUUGGUCAAAGAUUUUGAACACUUUGACGCCGAUUUCUUUGGAAUGAAUCCAAGAGAAGCAAAUAUUAAUGAUCCACGACUACGAAAACUUUUAGAAGUAACGUUCGAAGCCUUAAUGGACGCUGGUUUAAAUCCACGAGAACUACGAGGUUCAAAUACAGGGGUGUUCUUAGGCAUAAGUCAAAAUCUAUACUCGGAUCUAGGUUUCAAAGGAGGAAUUGUGCAAAGAUCUGCAGCAAUUGUAGCAAACAUGGUAUCGUACAUGUUUGACUUUAGGGGACCGAGUUACGCUUUGGAUACAGCUUGUUCCAGCGGUUUGUAUGCCCUCAAUCAAGCUGUAGAUAACAUUUUGUCUGGAAGAUGUUCAAUGGCCAUCGUGUGUGUCGCACAGAGUCAGUACGACCCAGCCGAAAGCGUAGAGAUGUUAAGAUUUGGAGUGUUGCAUUUAGAAGGAGUGUGUAGAUUCUUUGAUUUAAAUAGAAAAGGCUACGUGAAAUCGGAAGCUGUUGUAGCUGUAGUUUUGCAAAAAUGCGAAGAGUGUAAAAGAAUUUAUGCCAUGAUUUCUGGUUGUGGUACCAAUGUUAAUGGUUUCACAAAGGAAGGACUUAACCACCCUUCUCAAGCAGCAAUUAAAGCUAUGUUUGAGGCUGUCUUCAACAGGUUUAACAUUGAUCCAUUAGCUGUGAAUUAUGUAGAAGCUCAUGGUACUGGAACUGCAGUAGGUGAUUUAGAAGAAGCGGAAAUUAUUGAUGAAUAUCUGUGCCAAAAUCGGAGCCGCAAUUUUCCAUUGCUCAUUGGUUCUGUAAAGAGUAACCUAGGCCACAGCGAAACUGCUUCGAGUUUAGUAUCUAUAUCGAAGGUUAUAAUUGCUAUUCGUGAAGGGAUCAUUCCUGGGAAUUUACAUUAUAAGAAUCCAGAUCCUAAAAUUAAAGGGAUACAUGAAGGACGCCUAAAGGUAAUGGACCAUCAUAAACCCAUACCUCAAGGUCUGAUAAUGGUAAACGCCUUCGGAUUUGGAGGUGCAAAUGGAACUGUCGUGUUGAAACCAUACCCCGAAAAAAGAAAACUUGUCAAUAGUUUGUGCUACCGUCUAGUGAACGUUUCAGGAAGAACUGAGGAAGGAGUUAAACUGAUGUUAGAAAAAACAAUUGAAAAUAAAGCGAAUGCAGAAUUUUUGGCUUUAAUAGAUAAUAUAUACAGCAGAACCAUUGAUGCCGACAUUUAUCGAGGUUACGCUAUUCUGUCAGAUGAAAGUCAUCAUCAUGUACAGCAAUGUUUAUCAAAGACACGCCCUAUUUGGUACGUAUAUUCUGGAAUUGGUUCUCAGUGGCUUUAUAUGGGUAGAGAUUUAAUGAAAAUUGAGGUGUUCCGAUACACAAUGCAAAAAUGUUCUGGUGCGGUCCGACAGUAUGGAGUUGAUUUAGAAAAUAUUAUUGACAAUGGAGAUGAAAAAACGUUUAAGAACCUUAUUAACACGUUCACUGCUAUUACCGCAGUAUCCGUAUGCUUAACUGAUGUACUUACAGCGUUAAAUAUUAAACCUGAUGGCAUUAUAGGUCAUUCUUUGGGUGAAGUUGCUUGUGCUUACGCCGACGGUUUGAUAACAGCUGAACAAGCAACGCUGAUUGCAUAUGCUCGGGGUUAUGCUAUGGUAAAUUCAAAUCUAGAGCCUGGUUUAAUGGCAGCAGUUGGACUUUCCUCUGAAGAGUGUUCAAAACUUCUGCCCAACAAUGUUUAUAUUGCUUGUGAUAAUUCAGAUGAAUCAGUUACUAUAGCUGGGGCCGUCCAACCGGUUAAGGGUUUCUUAGAGAUUCUUACUGCAACAGGAGUUUUUAAUAAAGUUGUAGAGACAGCUGGAGGUGCUUUCCACUGUCCUCAUAUGGCUUCAGCAGGCCCAAAAAUGUACAGUUUUGUUAAAAGUGUGUUACCUGGAACGAAAGAAAGAACAAAACGUUGGUUACCAUCGGCACUGCCAGAAAGUGAAUGGAAGAGUGAAUUGGGCAGAUAUAAUUCUGCAGAGUAUCAGCAUCACAACUAUAUCAACAGAGUUUAUUUCAGACAGCUGCUGAAGCAUAUUCCUAAGGAUGCCAUUUUAGUUGAGGUGGCCCCUAAAGGACUACUUCAAGCUAUACUGAAAAGAGGACUAGAUAAAAGCGUAACAUUGUUACCACUAGCUAAGCCUGGAGUUAAUAAUCUGGACUUUUUCUAUUCAAGUAUAGGCGAACUGUAUAUCAAUGGUGGACAACCAAAUUUACGAAAGUAUUACAAUUUCGUAAAUUUUCCUGUUAGUAUCGAUACUCCCAUGAUUUCUAAUUUGAUCAGAUGGGACCACGGGAAUAGGUGGGAUGUACCUAAAUACAAUGAUGAAAGUUCAUUUGGCUAUGUAUUUGAAAUUGAUAUGACAGAUAAAAAAAAGAAGUUUUUAAAAGGGCACGUAAUUGAUGGAAACGUGAUUUUCCCCGCAACAGGUUAUAUAAUAUUAGUGUGGGAAGCUUUUGCUAAAAUGAUGGGAAAACACCACUUAAAGCUACCCGUCGUUUUCGAAAACGUAAAAAUCAUGAGACCCAUUCUUUUAUCAAAAAGAAGUAAUGUAGUUUUGAACGUCAACGUUUUCAAGUCGAGUGGAUAUUUUGAAAUUUGUGAAGUCAAAGAAGCGGUUCUUUUAUCGGCAGGGAGAAUACAUUUCGUAGAAAGAAUUGAGGACGAAUUUUUAGAUUAUUCACACCUAACCCCAAAUAACAACUCUGGGGCAAAAAUAAGCAAAGACGACUUUUACCAGCAUAUGCAUUUAAGGGGAUAUAGUUACGACGGUUUAUUCCUCGGUGUUCAAAGUGCCGAUCUUGAUUCAAACUGCGCUACAUUACGAUGGUACGAUAACUGGACAUCCUUUAUGGACGUUAUGGUACAUUAUGUGUUGGGCGUAGAAACAAGUGGGCUGUGUCUACCUAUAAAGUUCGAUAAAAUUAUAGUCGAUCCCAGAACACAUUUAAAGAUUGUCGAUAUGGAUGUCGACUUAACUUUAAUUUUCAACAAAUAUGUGAAGGCAGUGAAAUGUGGCGGUGUUGAAAUGAGGGGGAUACAAGGAGUUACUGUUAAGAAACACGAGGCUACUAUUUCUCCAAUUUUAGGGAAAUAUAUUUUUGUAUCAGAGAUCGACACUCAAAAAAAUCUUGAUCCAUUCUUCCAUAGUCUUAACAUAGCACACCAAAUCGUUGUCGAAAAUUGUACGGAAAAAUUAGAGAUGAAAUUUGCCGAACUUGGAGUCGAUGCUGCUAUACAGCUGCUGAUGCAAAUUAUGGAACGAGUUAGUUUUAAAAGAACAAGUUUCCAUAAACUGGAUUCACUUGGCGACGGAAAUGAAGACUAUUUUGAUUUACUUAUAGCUCAUGCUUUAUCAAACGAAGAAUUAAAAACAGCUCACAAAUUGACCGAAAAAGCGAAAUUUGUUCUUGUGAAGGUUGAAAACACCAACAUACCUGAUGUUGAAAUUGUUUACAAACAUAUCCACGAAAACGAAAAUUUUGUGCUUUUUAGAGCACCCAAAAAUAUUUGUGAGCAACACGCAAUUAUUUCAGCAAAUAAUCUAAAUUUCUUUUGGUUGAAAGAGUUACAACAAGCUAUCGAACAAUAUACAUCACCACACUCUCGAAUUUAUUUAAUCAACGAGGAUUUCGAUUCUGGCAUUGUAGGCCUCUUUCAAUCAGUUCGGCAUGAAAAAGCAUGUCCAAAUCUGAGAAUAUUUUUGAUGAGAGGUUUUAUUAAAAACAUGCCAUUUUCAGUCAAAUCGGAAUUUUAUCAAAAUCAGUUAAGGAAAGAUUUAACGGUUAAUGUUUAUCAAGACGAAUCUUGGGGAAAUUAUCGCUUUCUUCCUCUUGAACAAUUUCAGCUAAAAUUAUUAACGGAUGUUUGUCUUGUUAAAGACAAUGUGAACUUAAAAUGGGUGGAAAAGACUCCCUAUUCUACUGACAAAAAUAUCUUUGUGCACUGUACCAGCAUUAAUCAGCGAGAUUUAUUAACGGUCGCAGGUAAAAUUGGAUCUUAUGCAAACUGUGACUUCCUUGGAAUUGAGUAUUCCGGAACAGAUGGAAGUGGGGAAAAUAUUAUGGGAUUAGUUACAAGCGGUGCUGCAUCUACUACAAUAAUACCUCAUCCUCAGCUGACUUGGAAAUUUGAUUCAAAAUUCUCCUUCGAAGAAGCCGCAACUAUUCCUUUAGCAUACACCCUCAGCUAUUAUGGGUUAUUUGUCAAAGGUAAUCUACAACCUACUGAUAGGAUUCUUAUUCACAACUUUACAAAUAGUGUGAGUUUGGCCACAUUAGUCUUAACCUCCUUUAAGAAUUAUGUCACAUAUGUUGUUAUUGAUUGUUGUGACAGCCAAUAUUUGAAAAAUAAAUUCUCGACGGUUCUUAAAGACAAUUUAAUCGUACAUUCAAAAGACGCACCAUUUUUUGAAAUUGUAAUGAAAAAAACUGGUGGAAGAGGCGUGGACGCUAUUAUUAAUUGCAAUUCGGUUGAGUUAAUCAAGUUGUCGAAGAAAUGCCUCUCAAAGAAAGGACGCUUCAUUGAAUUUGAGAAAAGUACCAUUGAGGUUUUCUGGGAUGCAGUUAAAGAUGAGAAUUGCAGUUUGCACAACGUAAAGUUUAUCGAUUUACUUACAGAAACGGAAGAUGUACUGACAUCGAUAGCUAAUAGCGUUAAUAAGUAUGUCUCGGAAGGUACUGUAAUUCCUCUCGAAUAUUCCGUUUUCAAUAAAUAUGACGUUAGUCUUGCUUUCAAAUACUGUGAAGAUAGUGGUAACAAAGAGAAAUCCAUUAUCAGAAUAAGAGAAAACGAAGGUUUCUUCUAUAAACCAGACAACAGGGUUCUUGCAUUUCCCCGAACCUAUAUGGACCCAAGGAAAUGCUAUAUAAUAAUAGGUGGUUUAGGAGGUUUUGGUUUGGAACUGGCAAAUUGGAUGAUCGAAAGGGGCGCUACAAAAAUUAUUUUGAAUUCUCGUCGAGGAGUAGUUACAGGUUACCAAGCGUUAUGCUUGCAAAGGUGGAACCAACAAGGCGUCAGUGUUCUGUCUGAUACUUCGGACACUACGAGCAUGAAAGGAGCAGAAUAUUUAUUAAGAUUCGCAUGCAACCUCGCUCCUGUUGGAGGUAUUUUCAAUAGUGGACUACGUCUUAUUGACAAACUAAUGAUGGAGCAAAAUCAGGAAACCUUUUCUACAGUGGUCGGGCCAAAAUUUUGGAGCGCACAAAAUAUGGAUAUUUUGUCCCGCAAAUAUUGUAAACAACUGGAGCAUUUCGUCUUGUUCUCGUCAAUUAUUUCAAGCCUUGGAAAUGCUUCUCAAACUAGUUAUAGCUUUGCUAACAAUGCAAUGGAACGCCUCUGUGAAAGAAGAAAAGCUGAAGGAUUACCUGCUCUGGCUGUGCAAUGGGGUCCUAUUGGCGAUGUUGGUUUUGUCGCUAGGCUUAAAACAAAAGCAAAGGUGUUAGAAGCUCUUCCUCAAAGCAUUACUUCUUGUUUGGAAAUUUUGGAUCAGUUUAUGCAACAAAACGAGCCAGUUGUUUGGGCGUUGGUGUAUGGUGAUGAGCGUGAUGAAAUGAACGGGAAGAAAAGCGUUACCGAGUCGGUAGCUAAUUUGUUUGGUAUUAGAGAUGUAGAUUCCAUUGACGAAGCGAAGACUUUAUUAGACCUAGGUAUGGAUUCACUUUUGGCAUUUGAAAUAAAACAUUUGUUAUUUGAAGAAUACAAUCUCGAAAUGGACGUUAGUGAAAUAAGAAAUAUAACAUGGGCUAAGAUCAAAAAUAUGCCAUCUGCACUUCUUAAGUGAACAACAAACUUUUUGCGUUCGUCACUUCUUGACUGGCAUAGCAGUAAUGAA
Messenger RNA from Zophobas morio, 6090 nucleotides. RefSeq names its product fatty acid synthase-like. The transcript is spliced from 6 exons. The coding region runs from base 118 to 6039 and encodes 1973 amino acids. Gene Ontology annotation, biological process: fatty acid biosynthetic process. Gene Ontology annotation, molecular function: oxidoreductase activity; fatty acid synthase activity; 3-oxoacyl-[acyl-carrier-protein] synthase activity. The record is from RefSeq and is a predicted model, not a curated record. NCBI's taxonomy places the organism in Eukaryota, Metazoa, Arthropoda, Insecta, Coleoptera, Tenebrionidae.